AUGCCCGUCACCCGUCGAUCAGCUCGACUGAGGGGCGAAACCCCAACCUAUGAAUUUCCGCACGCUGAACGAAAGCCGUCGCGCGCCACGCCCAAGUUGCCAUCUGUUACUGAAAGAGACUCAGUGUCAAGCCCAAAGCAAACCCCUAAUGCUCACCCCACAACUCCCUUGAAAUCCGCGAUUACUUCUCCGAUUAGGGCUCUCUCCAGCUUAAAAAAAAUUAUGAAAACUCCAACUACGGCUGGCCCUUUGCGGCCUUGUCACGAAGAUAUGCAUCCAAGCAAAGCUCAACAAAGCACUGCGAAACAGCUAGACACUGGGCGUGUACUCGGCUUUCGGCCAAUUGAGAUGGACCCCAAUUCACCUACCCGCCCUCUAUUAACGCUAUCAAAUACGCCGUCGAAGGGGGGGCUAUCACAUCCGGACCAGCUUGAGGAGUUAAGCUACGAUUUCAAACUCUCCUGCGACAAUUCUGAGCUCAGCACCGAGGCACAAAAGAUUAUGAGAAGUAUUCGAGAAGAUGCUGCUAGAAUCAAGGCAGAAAUGAUAAUGAAAGAGGGCGAGCGAAAACAAGCCGAUACUGACAAAACAACUGGGGGAGAGAGGAAAAUCGCUAAAGCAAAGGGCAGGAUCGGGCGCUUUAGUAACGCUCAUAUGGCCCAGUUCAAGAAGAUGGACUCAAUUGCGAACCACCCUUCUUCAUUUAGAGCUCGAUCAGACCGCAUCCAACCUGGUGUUACCAAAAGCCUUAAGCGAACGAUUUCGAAAGCCCACCUUACUGAGCACGAAAGCUCUACAAUUCCGCUUGCUACUUCGACAGCGAAGAAGCCCAAGACCAAAGCGGAUGAUGAUACUUCUACUCGGCGACCUCUCUCUAAGGACGGCCAGGCCGGUAAUAGACCUCAUCCUACUGUCAAAAGCUCUGGCCCAGAAACCACUCCGUAUAAGCCAGCACUCGCACAUUCUGCAAGCGUAAAAAACAUUCCCGCCACAAAAAUACCUUCAUUAUCUCGCUCUCCUUCGAAGCCAGACUUUGCGUCACGAACUCCGCACACAGACCUCAAGCUGAAACCCAGGCAGCUGACUCCUAGCCUUGGCGGUCUCAAGUCAAUCUUGCGUCAGCACCAACCUCUUUUCUCCAAUGACCCCGUGAAAAUUGCCGCUGGAACGCAUCAACCCUUUUCGACUUCUGAUUUCGGGCGAAAGCUCCUGGGCCAGGAUAACAACAAUCCUAUCCCGCCGCCGUCUGUCAAGAAACAUGUUGACUUCUCAGAUACCGCGACUUUUUGUGAAGGCUCCCCUGAAGCGCCGAAGUACCCUGAAACUCCCCAUCUAGAUACCGGCGAUGAGAACGAUGAAAUUAUCUAUCCCGCCCUUCCACCUCUCAGCACACCACAAGACGCGAAGCGUCCUCCCUUUGUUUUGAAUUCAACUUCGCAAAGACCUUUGGAGACAUCUAGCCCACGUCGACAACUUCUCUUUUCUCCAGCUGGUGGUAUUCCACACGGUAUUAUGAACAAGAAAAGACAUCGGGAGGGAGCUGAGGAUGACCUACCUGAAAGCAAGAGAUCUACUGAGAUCUCUAGUGAACAACGAAGCGCUAAGAGAGUCAAAACUCAUCCUUCAACGCUACCAAAAGUCCAAACGCCAAGCCCCGUCAAGCAGCGCCCUGCAGCAGGGGGAACUCCUCGAAGUAUUGGUCGGACUAUGAGUAGCUCCGUGCAUCGAAAAUCUGGACUAAGUUUAAGCCGAUUGAGCUUCCUCGCAAGACCAAAACAACGGGGUUAG
Ophidiomyces ophidiicola is the source of this 1788-nucleotide messenger RNA. RefSeq lists its product as uncharacterized. The transcript is spliced from 2 exons. Lineage: Eukaryota; Fungi; Ascomycota; Eurotiomycetes; Onygenales; Onygenaceae. Bases 1 to 1788 code for a protein of 595 amino acids. The record is from RefSeq and is a predicted model, not a curated record.